CACCAUUAUCCCCAAAUUAACCUGUACUUCUCCAAUAUCGUAUAAGCGUUUGCUUUCGUUCUUUCUUUUCUGGAUGUGCGGUAUUUUUGGUUACAUCAACUAUUUAGUCGAAAGAGACCGCGGUUACAUCCUUGAUACGCUUGUCAAAGGCUUGAAGCGACUGGAAUAUCGUGGUUAUGAUUCUGCAGGUUGUGCCGUCGAUGGAGAUGAGGGUCAAGAUGCAUUGAUGUUCAAAGAGGUUGGUAACGUCAGUCAAUUAGAAAACACUAUCAACCGAUCCAACGUUAACAAGGACACCAAAUUCAUCAAUCAUUGUGCUAUUAGCCAUACUCGAUGGGCAACUCAUGGUCAACCUUCCCCCAUCAAUUGUCACCCUCAGCGCUCAGAUCCUCAUAGCGAAUUUAUUGUUGUUCACAAUGGCAUUCUUACGAAUUACCGAGAACUGAAAACCGUCCUUGAGUCCAGAGGCAUGGUCUUCGAAAGCGAGACCGAUACGGAGUGCGUCGCCAAGCUCGCAAAACUCAUCUACGACACUACACCUGGCAUCGAUUUUACUUCUCUCGCUAAACUUCUUUUUCGCGAAUUAGAAGGGGCCUACGCUCUUCUUAUAAAGAGCAGUCACUAUCCCGGUGAAAUAGUUGCAACUCGACGUGGUUCUCCUCUUAUUGUAGGUGUCAAAAGUUCUCAAAACCUGAAGGUUGAUUUUGUCGAUGUAGAGUUUCCUGAAUCUUCCGAUGGCCUUUCCGGGGCAGCACCAUCCACUUUACAUCCCCGGUUCACGAAGCCUCCGGGCACAAGCGGUAUGCUCCGUGGUGAUAAACCAGAUUUGCUACACCGUGCCCAAAGUCGCGCCUUUGUCACUGAAGAAGGGAUACCGGGCCCUAUAGAAUACUUUUUUGCAUCUGAUGCUACUCCCAUCAUAGAAUACACUAAGCGUGUCAUGUUUCUUGAAGACGACGAUAUAGCUCAUGUAAGCGACGGCGAGUUACAUGUUCAUCGACUUCGCCGUGAGGAGGGAAUGAGUACUACGCGUACAAUCGAGACGCUUGAGAUGGAGAUUAUGAGCACCAUGAAAGGCAAUUACGAUCACUAUAUGAUUAAGGAAAUUUGUGAGCAGCCCGAUAGUUUACUCAACACCAUGCGUGGUCGAGUUAAUUUCGCUGAUAGAGUCGUUACUUUAGGUGGACUAGAAAGCUAUUACGACAUUAUUCGCCAAAGUCGACGUUUGGUUUUUCUUGCUUGCGGUACUUCUUACCAUUCCUGUAUUGCUGUUCGUCCUGUUUUCGAAGAGCUCACUGGCAUUCCAGUAGUAAUAGAGCUGGCAUCUGAUUUCAUGGAUCGAUGCCCAAACAUAUUUCGUGACGACACGGUUGUUUUCGUCUCACAAUCCGGCGAAACAGCUGAUUCCCUGAUGGCACUCAGUUUUUGUAUGGAACGUGGUGCUUUAACGAUUGGUAUUGUUAAUUGUGUCGGUUCUAGCAUAUCGAGAAAAACACAUUGUGGUGUCCAUAUAAAUGCAGGACCUGAGAUAUGCGUUGCUUCAACAAAGGCUUAUACCUCCCAAUACAUUGCAUUAACGCUGAUGGCUUUAUACUUGUCUCGAGAUUCUGUUUCAAAGGCAAAUCGCCGUAUCGAAAUCAUCGACGGCUUAGCAAAAAUUGGAGAAAAAGUACAAGAAACUCUUCAACUUAAUUCCCAACUAAAAGAAUAUGCUUCCCAACAUCUAUUGGAAAAAGGGAACAUGCUAAUAAUUGGCAGAGGCUACCAAUAUGCGACUGCGAUGGAGGGUGCUCUCAAGGUGAAAGAAAUUUCCUACACUCAUGCUGAAGGUAUUCUUGCGGGUGAACUCAAGCACGGUGUCUUAGCUUUAGUCGAAGAAGGCCUUCCCAUUAUUAUGCUUGUUCCUGAUGAUUUUCAAUACCCGAAAGCGGUAAAUGCUUUUGAGCAGGUUAGAGCUCGAGGUGGAAAGCCGGUUGUGAUUACGACAAAAAAUUCAGAUAUGUUCAAAGGUUUACCCACUUUUGUAGUUCCCAAGACAGUCGACUGUUUGCAGGGUAUACUAAACGUCAUUCCGUUUCAGUUAUUGAGUUAUUGGUUAGCGGUUUUGCGUGGACAUAAUGUUGAUCAACCUCGAAAUCUUGCAAAGUCUGUGACCGUGGAAUAAUAGACAAGCCAGGUGUAUCCUGCGGUAUCUCUAUUCUAUUUCAAAAAAAAUUUAUGUCUAUGAUCAAGUAAUGGUUUUAAUUUAUUUUUUGUAUAUGGCAUGCUUGUUUGACAUUGAAACUUUCGAGCGGGAAUAAUACGAUCUAAGUGUUUUAACGUCCAUGCAUUUAGCCAUGUUGAACGAUAUUCUAUUACUAUCCACUCACGAUCCGAUGCUUUUUUUAGCAACUGUUGCCUUUUUUUCUUUUUAAUUAAUACCUCCGAAACCUUUUAGUAAUAGGUCUCACUCCUUUGGCUCGACGUUUACUAAGACCUUUUAAUCGAUUUGAUGAUGCAUUUCUCUCACUAUUGUUGUGUAAGCUUAUUCCGUAGCGGGUGUAUGAAACUUUAAAGGAUAAAACAUGAUCAAAGUGGUGCAGCUUUGGCAAAGGGACUUGAAAAAUUAUGAGAGUUUUCUUUGUCACUUCACAUUGAAGAAUUAGCUGCUAGAAUGAAAACUCUAGUUUGAGGGAGGGAAUCUUUUAGAUGGUUUUUUCCUAUAGAAUGAGUGUACAGUCAAAAUAAAUUGCAACUUAAAUUAAAUUCUCCUACUAUUAUUCAAUACCUUAAGGAAGAGUUUAGUGGCUUUAGUUAUGUAGUCUUCUUUUCAGCGUAAUUUUAUUUACCAUUAAAAAAAUGUAAUCAUGAUAUCGUGUCUUUACUUUUGCUGAAUCACCUCAA
This is a messenger RNA of Schizosaccharomyces cryophilus OY26, 2883 nucleotides long. RefSeq names its product glutamine-fructose-6-phosphate transaminase. Gene Ontology annotation, biological process: protein N-linked glycosylation; fructose 6-phosphate metabolic process; UDP-N-acetylglucosamine metabolic process. Gene Ontology annotation, molecular function: L-glutamine:D-fructose-6-phosphate transaminase (isomerizing) activity; carbohydrate derivative binding. NCBI's taxonomy places the organism in Eukaryota, Fungi, Ascomycota, Schizosaccharomycetes, Schizosaccharomycetales, Schizosaccharomycetaceae. Bases 74 to 2164 code for a protein of 696 amino acids. The record is from RefSeq and is a predicted model, not a curated record. The transcript is spliced from 3 exons.